Tyto alba (common barn owl) is the source of this 3939-nucleotide messenger RNA. RefSeq names its product shieldin complex subunit 3 (gene SHLD3). The record is from RefSeq and is a predicted model, not a curated record. Gene Ontology annotation, biological process: negative regulation of double-strand break repair via homologous recombination; positive regulation of isotype switching; positive regulation of double-strand break repair via nonhomologous end joining. The transcript is spliced from 2 exons. NCBI's taxonomy places the organism in Eukaryota, Metazoa, Chordata, Aves, Strigiformes, Tytonidae. The coding region runs from base 249 to 998 and encodes 249 amino acids.
CGAGCGCUUUCCGCCAUCGGUAGCUUUUUGGUCCGUCUGCCUUUCCGUAGGGGUGAAGGCUGGCGCCAUGGACGUUAACCAGCCCAAGCAGGAGCAUUUGCUGGCUCUGAAAGGUCCUGUUUUCCAGUGAUCUUUGCAGCACAAGGGAAGGAAAUUCUUGUAAAUAAGAUGUUUCAGUCUAGAUUUGAGAGUCCUAAUCAAGACACUGUUCUUUUUCCUAAGAAUAACUGGAUUGCUACUGUACAAGCAUGGAAGUGGUCUUGCAUUAUCGACCACAUCAGAGAGAUCUAAUAAAACUGCAGAAGUUUGCAGAAGCAGCGGUGAAGGAGCUUCCUAUUCGCCCGUUACCAAGAUUUACACCCUGGUUUCCAAAUGAUUUAUGCAGACUUCCCCUCAAACCAAAAAAGUGGCCACCUGUUAUUUCUUGUGAGGAAGCAGAAGAACUGAAACAGCUUUUUACACCUUCAGAAUAUGUUACAGAAUCUCCUGAUUAUGACUGCACAAAAAAUCUCCUUGAGUUUCAGUCUAACAUAAAACAUGGGCAGACUUUAAUGCAAGCAGAAACUGUUCACAGACCAAUUAACUUGGAGAAUCAAGGAGAACCAGCACCUAAUGGAAAACAAAAAUUGAAAAGGUCUUGGAGUGUCUCUCUCCCUAGCCCUAAGCUUAAAGAAAAGAUUCUUCCUUUAUCUCAAGAACUGCAGAGUAAUUUGGAAAGACUAAAACUGCAUGCAUUUUAUAGAGCAAAGUGGACAAUUGAACAGUCUAUUUGUAAUAAUCAGAAUUUGGAGGACAUCUGGAUAAAAUUGAAUAGACUCAUCAAGCAGAAUGAAUUGCCAUCUUGCAAUGCUACUAUCCAAAGAUCUGUGGGACAGAUAUGGAUUUUCUGUGAUAUACUGUACUGUGAAUAUGUUAGAAAUAUUCUUAGAGAAAAGCUAAGUCUUACUGAUAAAAUGAAUUUGCUUGUACAUAAAUUUGGAAUUAUAUUUAGUUUGUAAUUGUAAGAUAGAGUUUCAUAAUAAAAUUGCUAUCUGAAGUACUUUUUAAGCAAUAUAGAAUAUACAAACUUCAGAACAGCUGGAGAAUUAAUGAGCAGAAAUCUGCAUAGUACUACUUUGCUACAGUUUUUUAACUGUAAUAAUAUAUUUAUUUAACUUCGUUUUGCCAGGAGACAUAUGAAUGGUUCCUAUUAAGAUUAGUAACUGUCUGUUUAGCUUAGUACUGCAUUUUGUAGCUUUUCUCUACCUUUGUGGUCUAAAUGAAAAAAAUCAAACUAAGAAUUCCAGACUAUUAUGUCAAGGUGCAUCAGAUAAUAACAUUUAUGCUUUUGAUCAAGCAAGCUACAUCCUCACUGUGCUUCUUUGAAAUUAGAAGAAGGAAAAAUAGUUUUAAGUGAGUUGUUAUAUUGGAUAUAAGGAUCUGUGAUUAUUUUUGUCAUUGAGACUUUCAAGAUUUGAUUAUUUCCUGAAGGUAGUAUGUGGAGGUUUUUGAAUGAAGUCACAGCCCUGGCAUGAAUUACAGAUUUACUUUCUCUUGCAUAUAUAUGCAAUUUUAGUAACAUUAUCUGUAUUUUCCCAGAAAUACUAGUGAAAGUUUCAGUGGAAGCUGAAAAAUAAUUAACAACUUUAGAUAUUAUUUCUAAUUAUAUUUGGGAACAAGAAAGCACUGACUUCCAGCUACACAUCAGGGAAUUAAGAAAUUAGAUGUCUAUCUGUAAACCCCUAUUGUCAUUAUGGAAGGUAAAGGUCUCUGAGGAUUUGAAUGCGUUUUAUAGUGCUAAAAGGCUGAGUUCAGCAUGACUUUUUGUCAGGUGAAAAAAUGAAGUGUUUCAAGGUCAUGCUGUUCCUGUUCAAUUCAAUGUUUGAAGGGUCAGCAGAGCAGUUGAACUGGGAUUGAUACGGCUGCAAGAGUGUGUAUUUCUCUUGAGCACCCCUACUAACUCCAGAUUAUUUUGCUGUAGCUGGAGGUCAAGGUCUGUGGCAUUUGGAAAAGGGGGAAAAUAAGUGAAUGGUAUUUGUAGAUUGUUAGAUGAUCGUUAACACUUAUCAAAUAAAAGUGCACAUAAGCAUAAGGGAGACCCCUCUCUGUAAAAACCAAAUAAAAUCCCCUUGGACUUUCACUUACAUUUUUUCUUUUGAUGACAUCCUUGUGUUGGAAUAAUGAUAUUUUAUUACAGGCAUUACAUACCUUUUUGUAGUUUAAAAUCAAGUAUAUUGCUCAGUUUGGAUCAUUGACAUGAAUUUCUAAACUUUUAAUGUUAAGGGGGCUCUGUAUUGACAUUUAGGGUGUUUCUGACAUUUAAUAUUACCACUUAGCAAAACUGAUAUAAAAUGUUGUCUAGAGUAACUGAGGGUCUAGUUUUAAAGGUUAUAUAGCCAAGUUAUUUCACUUAAAUUAUUUUUCUGAGCUUAACACAAAUAGUAACAACAUUUCUUUGUGCAUCAGCAUUUUAAAAGUUAUAGUGCAGUAGAAUGCAACAUGGUUUGAGUUUUAUUUAAUGUUGUAGGUUAUGUCUAGGAUCUUAGAAAAAACAUAUGAGAGGUUGUCUGCAAAGAUACAUUUUUUUCUGCUAUUAAUUUAGUAGUCCUAUUAAAUAUGAUAAUCUACAUACCUUAAGCUGUUUGUGUUUUGACUUCAUUCUCUUAUCUGUUUAUUUAUGGUCCUAAACAUGAUCUGUAACUUGUCCUUUAGAAACAGUCAGCAAGUACUAGUUGACAUGGGUUUACUGUAGAUUUGAAUAAAAUCAAGUAACCGCCAAUAGUACAGUCCCACUAUAUUUAUUUAAUAUAUCAACAAAAGACCUAAACAAACAUCUUACUAAACAGAGAUCAGUGUCACUGUUCAGUGGUAGCUGUGAGCUUUCUGCUGCCUUGGUUUGGCUUGUGUGAGAAUAAUGGUACCUUCAUUACUAGCUGUGAGCACCUCAGCUGGAUAACUUUCAUGUAAUAAAAAGUGAACAUCAUAUUUGGUUUCUCUACAGAAUUAUUACAGUCUUGGGUAGCACCGAUGUACAAGCUGAAAUCCAGACUCUUAUUUUGAACUGUUCCAGAAAUGCUUAGUUCAUAUGCAUUUUCAGUGUUGAAUCUGGUUCUCCACUUACUCUGUUCUGUAUAUUUUGGGACUUUUUAUUUGCCUUGUGGUUCUAAGCCUUCAGAGGUCAUAUUUUUCAACUUUUCACCAUAGCGAAGAGAAUGUAUUACCUUUUUUUUUGUGAGAAAUGAGAUUUGUUUGUGUUGGUGCUAACUUCCAUAGGUCUGCUGUAUAGUAGUAUAACUCCUUAUGAACCAAUACAACCCACUACACCUAAAUGUGUAUUGAAAUAAUUAAAUAUUUUACACAACUGGAAGUAGUAAAUCCUGAUUAGACAUAGAAGAUGUACAAAACUACAAUAAAGAUAAAAGCACAAUACAUGUGUCAGUGCAAGGAUGUUGUUUAACUUGUUGCAGUCAAGUGGAAUCCUUUUUUUUUUUUUUUUUUUUAGUUUUACUUUUCAGAAUUUUUGGGCUUUUGGUUUUAUGUUUAAGUUUCAGAGAAAAACAAAUCAGUGACAUUUGCAUAUUCAGAUCAACACCUGAGCUUAAAAGUGUUCAACUUUGUUUCAUACGAAUGCUUUCAUGAGAAGCUAGAUACGAGAUUAGGACCGUUAGUUUAUAUGAAUAGGAAGGAAUUAUUUUAAGAUGCUUAAAUCUGUAAUACAAAUAGAAAUAAUGUAAUUUUGAGUAUUCGGAGUUAAAAUAGACUUUGAAAAUACCACUUUCUUGAAGUAGAGGGUUUUUAAUAGUGAGGUCUCAAUGAUUUUGAUUUUGUCAGUAUUGAUAAAAUAGGUUUUUUGUAAGUAUGUUCCUGAUGUUUUUGUGAUGGUUUUGCUGGUUUGAGUGUAAAGUUUGUGGCUAAAAGAAAAAGUGGUUCUAUAAAUAAAGUCAGCUUUUAGACUUGCAA